AUGCCGAUUGACGAACCAGAUUUUCUUUCAACCUUUCAACCUUUUACGGCGGCACGAUUGACGAACUCUCAACGAGUUUCUUAUCUAAACGUGUUUUUUUUUUUUUUUUUCUUGACUUCCGCAUCCGAACAUAUUAUUAUUAUCCGCUUUUCCAGGCUUUCUUUUUUUCAGCCGGUAUAUACCCCUGCUAUUGCAUUAUUCAACAUUUUCACCACCUCUUCUUAUCUCUUUUCUUUUUAUUGCAUUCAACUGGAGAAGAAAAGUGCCAAAUUCAACAUCAUCAUGCCAGAUAUAGAGGCCCGAGGGAGAACAAAAAAAAAGAGUCUCCAAAUAGAAAGAAAAGAGGUUUAA
This is a messenger RNA of Monascus purpureus, 351 nucleotides long. NCBI's taxonomy places the organism in Eukaryota, Fungi, Ascomycota, Eurotiomycetes, Eurotiales, Aspergillaceae. The record is from the annotation of a GenBank genome assembly.